This is a messenger RNA of Triplophysa dalaica, 9780 nucleotides long. RefSeq names its product myosin XVAb (gene myo15ab). The record is from RefSeq and is a predicted model, not a curated record. Gene Ontology annotation, cellular component: cytoskeleton; myosin complex. Gene Ontology annotation, molecular function: cytoskeletal motor activity; protein binding; ATP binding. Lineage: Eukaryota; Metazoa; Chordata; Actinopteri; Cypriniformes; Nemacheilidae.
AUGGCAUCCCCACGUUUGUCAAAUGCCCUACAAAAUCCUCAGCUUCGAGGUGCUUCUUAUGUAUCCCCGUUGCAAAGGCCAGGCUCACCUUAUGGUCCAGAAGUGGCACAAUUUGGUGAAAUCCCUGAACAGCCAUCCCUCUCUGCCCCCUAUGUUUAUGAAAUGGAUGGAUUUGAACAAAUUCCGGGUCAGUCAGCUUCACCUUUGCUGUCCAGUGCUAUUCACAAUCCACAAUUACGUGGUGCAACGUACAGAUCACCUCUUCAGAGACCACAUUCCCCAUACACUCAGGUGCUGGCAGGCUCUGAUUAUAUUGAAGAGCCAGUUUCUGGUCCGAUUCUCUCCAGUGCUCUUCAAAAUCCAAAUGUCCGCAAUGCUUCUUACCGAUCACAUUUACGCCGUAGGAGAUCCAGUGUUCCCCCUGGCUAUGGUCCAACAGGAUCUCCAGUUCUUUCAACAGCUUUGCAGAACCAGAAUAUUCGUAAUGCAUCAUAUCAAGCCCCUGGAAUGGUCUCCCCUUAUGCACCUGUCCCAGGCUAUGGACAAGACCCAAGGAAGUCUCCAGUUCUGUCAUAUGCAUUACACAACCCCCAAAUUCAAGGUGCCACAUACCAGCUAUCUGAUGGGGCAGUGCUUUAUGGUAAUCAGGUACUAAAUGCAAACUCUUCCCCAGUGCUUGCUAAUGCUAUUGGAAAUUCACAGCUUCGGAAUGCUUCAUAUAGACUCCCUUCUGGGUCCAUGAUGGGCAUGGACCCACGACAGCAACAGUCUUUCUCUCCAAACCUCUCAAAUGCUUUGCAGAACCAAAACAUAAGACGUGCCUCUUAUAGACUUCCAGAUGGAACAAUAAUGUACCCAGACUCUCAUCUCCAGCAGCCUUCAUCUCCAAAUUUGUCUAAUGCCUUACAGAAUCAAAAUCUUAGGAAUGCAACCUAUAGACUUCCAGAUGGAACAUUGAUGUACCCAGACUCUCAUCUCCAGCAGCCUUCAUCUCCAAAUUUGUCUAAUGCCCUACAGAAUCCCAAUCUUAGGAAUGCAACUUAUAGGCUUCCAGAUGGAAGCAUUGUCACUGCACCAAAUCAACAACGCCAAACCUCACCAAACCUAUCACGUGCACUUCAGAAUGAUAACAUUAGAAAGGCAUCAUACAGACUUCCAGAUGGAACAAUAAUAAUGACGGAUCAGCCAAUAGAACCAACAUCACCAAAUCUGGCCAAUGCACUCCAAAACCCCAACCUUCGAAAUGCAACUUACAGAUUGCCAGAUGGCACUUUAAUAACUGCAGACUAUGGGCAGUCCAAAUCUACCUCACCAAAUUUAGCAGGGGCACUCCAGAACCAGCAAAUGAGAAGCGCCAGAUACCGUUUACCCGAUGGAUCAGUUAUACAUGGACCAGGUUACCAAGAUGUUAAGUCUCCUAAUUUGUCAAGGGCUCUGCAGAACCAGAAUAUACGAAGUGCUACCUACAGAUUACCUGAUGGUUCCAUAAUAAGUGCUGAUGCAAAUUAUAAACCUUCAAACCCUACUCUGCUCUCUGCUCUUAAUAAUGACAAUUUGAAAAAUGUCUCAUAUAGACUUCCAGAUGGAUCAGUCAUUUCACAAGCUCUGUACAAGCCAAGCAGUCCGAACCUUUCAAAUGCUUUGCAGAAUGACAAUCUUCGCAGGGCUAAUUAUCAGCUACCAGAAGGAUCCUAUCUGUCAGCGGAUCCAAGAAGACAUAUUACUUCUCCGAACCUCUCACAGGCACUUCUAAAUCAAAAUCUUCGUCAAGCCAAAUACAGAUUACCUGAUGGGUCAGCCCUCACUCAGGGGUUUGAUGUCCCCACUUCACCGUAUUUAACGGAUGCUCUGAAAAAUCCUAAUUUAAGGAAAGCCUCUUACCAGCUACCUUCAUCGAUCUCCACGCAUAUGACAUCAUCUGGACAGGUGGUUAUUGGGCCAGAUGGCCGUUAUACUGUGGUGUCACCGCAGCGAAAAGGGCCGGGUGGGCCCGAAGAGCACUGGGCUCAUAAUGCCAGAGAAGGGCAAACAGCAGAGGAUGUAUGGGCUUCAGAAAAGGUCUUGCCUCAGGACACAGUGCAGAACCUCAUCAAAUGGUCAAUUUACCGUGAUGAGAAAAUGAUGGAAUUUCUAACCCCUCCACCCACUGGUCAUAGACCAGGGGAGACAGACCUGCAGUGGGUACCAGAUCGGGAAGGGGAGCCAAUAGGCCGGUGGUAUGACAAGAUGUAUUCCAUCAGGAGCUUGCCAACUGUGAGAUACAGGGAGAAAAGGGCAGGUGAUGGAGCUGAGGAUAUGACACAAAUGGAAGAGCUGACUGAGGCAGCAGUGUUGAUAAACCUGAAGAUUCGCUUUGACCAAGUUUCUAUCUACACUUACAUUGGCAGUAUUCUGGUAUCGAUCAAUCCAUACCAGCUGUUUAACAUCUAUGGCACAGAUGUGGUUCUUCAGUACGAAGGUCAUGGCUUAGGAGACAACCCACCUCAUUUAUUUGCCAUCGCAAACAUCGCCUAUACGACAAUGAUGGACCUCAAACAAAACCAGUGCAUCAUAAUCAGUGGGGAAAGUGGUUCUGGUAAGACAGAGGCGACCAAACUGGUUUUAAGGUACCUCACGGCUAUUCACCAUACGAGGAACAUUACACAGCAGAUUGAGAUUCUGGAGGCAACUCCUCUGUUAGAAUCCUUUGGGAACGCAAAGACGGUUCGAAACGACAACUCGAGCCGCUUUGGAAAAUUUGUGGAGAUCUUUAUGGAGGAAGGGAUAAUCAGUGGUGCCAUAACCUCACAGUAUCUACUAGAGAAGUCCAGGAUCGUUUUUCAGGCCAAAGAUGAGAGAAACUACCACAUCUUUUAUGAGAUGCUGGCUGGACUUCCUACGCACUUGAAGCGAGCCUUCUACUUACAGGAAGCUGAAACGUACUUUUACCUGAAUCAGGGUGGUAACUGUGUGAUCAUUGGAAAAGACGAUGGAGAUGACUUUAGGAGGUUACAGAGUGCCAUGGACAUUCUCAACUUUAGUCUUGAGGACCAGGGCAGCAUUUUCAGAGUGCUGUCAUCCAUUCUGCACCUGGGAAAUGUAUUUUUCUAUAGAGUUGAGUCAGAAGUACAGGAGACGGCUGGUGUUGUCAGCACUCAGGAGAUUCGCGCAGUGGCCGAUCUGCUGCAGAUUUCUCCAGAGGGUCUACAGAAAGCCAUCACCUUCAAAGUGACGGAGGCAAUGAGAGAGAAGAUAUAUACACCGCUCACAGUAGAAAGUGCUGUGGAUGCCAGAGAUGCAGUUGCCAAGAUCCUUUAUUCCUUGCUUUUUCAUUGGCUGACGGAACGUAUCAACGGACGGGUUUACCCAAGAAAUGAAGCACUGUCCAUAUCUUUGCUGGACAUAUACGGGUUUGAGAGUUUGACGUUUAACAGCUUUGAGCAGCUCUGUAUCAACUUUGCCAAUGAAACGCUCCAAUUCUUUUUUACCAAAAUAAUUUUCAAACAGGAACAGGAGGAGUACAUUAGAGAACAAAUUAGCUGGAAGGAAUUGAUGUUUACCGACAACCAGGCAUGCAUAGACCUUAUUGCUACAAAGCCACAUGGGAUACUUCGCAUCCUUGAUGACCAGAGCUGCUUUCCACAGGCCACUGACCACACUUUCCUUCAGAAGUGCCACUAUCACCAUGGAGAAAGCCCCCUGUAUUCCAGGCCAAAAAUGCCACUUCCGGAAUUUACUGUGAAUCACUAUGCUGGUCGUGUAACUUACCAGGUACAGAAGUUCCUAGAUAAGAAUUACGAUCAGGUCCGACAGGAAGUACUGGAACUGUUUAUGCAGAGCCAGAACCGAAUGGUGUCUAAUCUCUUCAUAAAGCACGCUGAGAUGCUGAACCAACAGAAAGGUGCGAUGAACCGCAGCAGCACGAUAACCCGGAGAUAUCAGCCAUCAACUGUGGCUGCCAAGUUUCAACAAUCGCUACAGGAGCUCUUAGACAAGAUGGAAAGGUGCAACCCAUUUUUCGUGCGAUGCAUAAAGCCAAAUAAUAACAAGGAACCUGGUAUAUUUGAUCCCGAAUUGGUUGCUACUCAACUCCGAUAUUCAGGAAUCCUGGACACUAUCCGCAUCAGGAAGGAGGGCUAUCCAAUCAGAGUGCCUUUCCAUAAAUUCUUAAACAGGUACAAAGGCCUUCUGGGAAUGAAGAAGCCACCACCUCCAGAUGGGGACAAUUGUGUGAUUAUGCUAAUGAAGCUCAGCCCAGUCAACAAAGGGGAUUAUCAAGUGGGCGUGUCAAAACUCUUUCUAAAAGAGGAUGUUUAUCAGUUAUUGGAGAGUAAACGUGAUCGCAUGAUGCACGUGGCUGCGCUCACCCUUCAGCGCUACGUAAGGAUGUAUUUGACCCGCAAAAAGUUUCUCAAGUUCCGUCAGGACAUGACAUACCUGCAGGCCCGCUGCCAGGGUUACCUGCUCAGACGGCGGUUUCUGCGAAUGCGUUUCCACCUGAUCAAGUUCCGCUCACCGGUCAGGCUCAUCACCAAUCGCAGAAGAUACAUCAGGGACCAUCUCCUCAUGGCAAGAAGAGCAGAAGACGAGAGGAGAAGAAUUGAACUGGAGCGAAUAAGUAGGGAGGUGGUAAAUGUCUCUCAGCUGGUGAUUCCUGCAGAGUUGGGAGGAUUGUUAAAAGCCACAGCAGCCGGUAGGGAGCGUCAUUCGAAUUGCUUGGCUCUCGUUCAGGCUCAUAGAAUACAAGCAGACCCUCAGCUUACUCUUCCAUUGGACAUCAACAACCAUCUGAUGACCAAAUAUAUACGGACACAUUUCAGGGAGCUGCAGUUCGGGAUGCUGACGGCACCGUUGGAGAAUUCGCUGACGCGUCUGGAAGAUGAUCUGAAACAUGAUGCUCUUGACGUGUUUAUUCUGAUCUUGCGUUUCAUGGGGGAUCCAAACCUGAAUGGUGCUCAAGAAAACCUGUUUGGAAAUUACAUCAUUCAGAGAGGCCUCUCCACCCCACCAAUCAGGGACGAGAUCCUCGCACAGAUAGCCAAUCAGGUGUGGCGGAAUGAAAACACCAGAAACGCAGAGAGAGGCUGGUUGUUGAUGGCCGCCUGCUUGAGUUCCUUCGCCCCAUCUGAGAAGAUGGAGAAAUAUUUACUGAAAUUUGUGUCGGACUAUGCUCUGAAUGGAUUUAAGGCACUGUGCCAACACAAGCUCCUUCAGGCCAUGCAGAAGUCUAAACUGGUGCCCGACGCAUCACGUACAUACCCGCCCUCGCUGCUGGAGUGGACCGUCAACCGCAAGAAAGCAUGCGUGGUGCUACAGGUCUACUGUUUUGACGGUGUGUCCUUUCUGUGUCCUGUACAUUCUUGGACAAAUGGAGAGAACAUCGCAGGAGAUGUUCUACAACACAGGGGCGUGUCUUCAGAGAGCCGGUGGGGUUGGUCCGUUCUGAUGAAGGAGCCGGGGCAGUGGGUGGAGCUGGAGGGUCACGAUUAUGUUCUGGAUCUGGUGUGUGACCUUGAGCUGCUGGCAGACUUCCCCAAACAGAAAAGCUACUUCAUCAUCUCUACCGAAGACCCCAACAAGGCUCGACCUAAUGCGAGCAUAAGUCUGUUUGGCAGUGGAUUCGAUGAUGAGGAAGGGCCGCUAUCAUAUGCAAAUCGGACCAGCGCCGUUGCGACCAACAGUCUACCGAUUUCCGAAAGCCAUUACACUCAAGACUCAGAAGCAUCCUUUGACACAUCUCACAAGGGAAUGGACCGGUAUUUGGACAGCCUCUUUGACCCAGUUCUGUCCGAUGGUGCUGGGGAUUUGGAUGCUUCAGUUUUGUCCGGCCGGAUGAAGGGUGGAGGAGGUGUAGGUGGCGAUGGAGCUCAAGAAACUGCUAGACCCCCUUUCUCAGCUGCUCUUCAACCUGGAGCGGUGAGAGUUCUCCCACCCAUGCCAGUCACUCCAGUCAUGCCCGGGUCCGUGGCUCCGCCCCCUGUUCAAGACCAACAGCAAGCUGUCCUGGCCCAACAACAGCAAACUAUCAUCAACCAGCAAGCUGUUAUAAUGGCUCAACAGAUGACCAUGCAGGCCAUGACUAUGGUGACCACCCCGGUCUCCAGUCCUCCAAUGUCCCCUUUCACAAGCCCCCCAACCAGCCCUCCACCCACUCCCUACAGCACCCUGCCGCCCAGCCCCUACCCCGCCAUCCCACCCAGCCCUUACGCAAACUUCCCCCCGAGUCCUUAUGCGGACCUUCCUCUGUCUGCAUACACGAGUCCCCCGAUGAGCCCGUACCCUGUCGUCGCCUCCACCACUGUCAACACCACCCCUGGUGACUCACAGGGACAGCGUGACACCCCUCAGAAGAGCAGCGCUCAAACCACCCAGUCUCAGAAGAAUACGGCUACAUCAUCAAACGGGUCUUUGGGGAAGAAACAAGCUCCUGCUGCACCAAUUAAACUCGACAACAGGCCUGCCAAAAAACAUGCUCCUGUUGCGCUCACAGGGCCCAUGCGUACUGCCCCUGCUCCUGCCACAGAGGUGGUCAAAUACUCCGUCUCAAACUCUGAGCACAUCGUUCCCAGCCACAACAUCAAAGACAUCAUCAAGCAAUAUCAAACACCAUUCCCAGAACCCGUGCCAGAGAAACCCAGGAGAGAUGGUAAAGCAUUUGCGAAGAAGUUGAACCCGCAUGAUGAAGCCAUCCACAUCCUGAAAACACAGAUCGACAAUCCAUCCCCUCCACAGAGAAAAGCUUCCAUCCCAGCUGCUCCAGUGCCCAGAGAUGGAGGUCUCCGACCGAGCAAAAGUACCAAGAAGAAAGCCCCCGAGCCUCCACUCCCCUUACCACCACCCGUGUCCAGAGAUCUUCCAGUGGAAUCAGAAAGCAUUCAAACACAACUUCACAGGAGCAGCAGUGAGGAGCAUUACACCUACACAAAUGUUCCCUGGAGGAUGUACCUCAGGAAAGAGGUGUUUUAUCCAAAGGACACUUGGAAUCAUCCUGUGGUGCUGGACCUCAUAUUUAAACAGAUUGUUAAUGACACAUUUACAGAAGCCUGUGUUCGCAUUACCAAAGACGAGAGACAGAAGAUGAAAUCUUUGUUAGCGCAAUACAACAUAGAGCCGAACAUAGAUGUUCAAGAUGAGAGUGUGAAGAAGACUGUGAUAUCAGCUGCCAGGGAAUCAUGGGAGAUUUAUUUCUCUCGCCUUUUCCCCGCCUCAGGCAGUGUGGGUACAGGAGUGCAGGUGUUGGCUGUGUCUCAUUCUGGUAUCAAGCUUUUGAAGACAGUGAAGAGCAGCACUGUAGCUCCAGAUUACUUCAGAGUCCUCCGACUGUACAGCUACACAGACAUCUUGUUUGUGACCAUCCCAUCUCAGAACAUGCUGGAGUUUAAUCUAAUGAAUGAAAAGCUGAUUCUCUUCUCUGCCAAAGCGCCUCAGAUCAAACUAAUGAUCGAUCUUUUCAUCUCUCAUCUUAAGAAGGAUUCAGAGUACGUAGUAGCAGAAAGGAACUUCAUCACAGAUGACCGAGCUCUGCUCAGCUUUCAUAAAGGAGACAUCAUUCGUCUGCAGGCAAUGGAUGGAUUGGAGGAAGGUCAGAGGUAUGGAUGUGUGGUGAAAAAGAAGGUCAUCUACCUGGAGGAGCUAAAGAGAGACACACCAGAUUUUGGCUGGAGGUUUGGUGCGGUGCAGGGUCGCAGUGGAGCGUUCCCUAUGGAUUGUGUGCUUCCUGUAGCUGCUCCUGAUUUUUUAAACCUGCCUGCAGAGAGGAGAGACGAGCCGAGAGACAGACAGGGCCGGGUGGCGGCGUCAGGAGCCGUCGCUCUCGCUGUGGGAUCCAUCGCUGCCGCACAUGAGCUAGACCCAUCGCUAGAGUUGGAUUCUGAUGGAUUUGGAGAUUUUGGUAGCUCUGACGUUGAGGGAAACAUUCUUCUGGACAGCCAGUACAACAUGGUGGAGUUCGCCAGGAAAUAUUUCAGAACGUCGAACGGAAGCAAGAGUGACUCAUUUAGAGAUAAGUCCACCAAAAGCAAAGCAACCAAAGACCCUGCAGAGAUGGUGAAAUUCAGCAAACACCCUAUCGUAGAGUCUCUCGUAGACUUCACAGAUCCCAACAUGAACCGCGUCGCAUCUGAUAUUUUCCUAGCCAUAAUGAAGUUCAUGGGAGAUCAUCCACUCAGAGGCCAGUCGGAGCAGUUUGUGGUUUGCACCAUCCUAAAGUUGACUGGGGAAUUUGGACUGAUGAAGGAUGAGGCGUUUUGUCAAGUCCUCAAACAAAUCACAGCUAAUACCAGUUCCAAACCGGACAGCUGUCAAAAAGGCUGGCGUUUGCUUUACAUUCUGACAGCAUUUUAUCGCUGUUCUGAAGUACUGAAACCGUUCCUACUCAAAUUUCUACGAGACGUCUGCAAAAGUCCAGAAGUGCUUUUUCAUGGGAUUGCUAAAGCUUGUGAGCAGAACCUGAGAAAGACCUUUCAGUUUGGUGGCAGGAGUGUUUACCCCAGUAACAUGGAGCUCAAAGCCGUAAUGGCUGGCCGGAGCUCAAAGCGACAGCUCUUCCUGUUUCCUGGAGGAACUGAAAGACAUCUAAAGAUUAAAACCUGCACUGUAGCGCUUGAUGUGAUAGAAGAGCUGUGUUACGAGAUGGUGUUGCAAAGGAUCGAAGCCAUGGACGAAUACACCAUUUUCGUAGUCACCAAUAGAGGUCAGAACGUGCGGCCGCUGAAUAAGAGGGAGUACAUCCUGGAUAUUGCGACGGAGGCGGAGCAAAUAGACAGCAACUACAGCUUCUGGUUCAGACGGGUGAUCUGGGCCCAGCCGCUCAAGUUUGACAAUGAGCUUUGCGUCACCAUGCACUUUAACCAGGUGCUGCCAGACUACCUGAAGAGUCUGUUGAAUGUCGUGCCUCAGGGAAAGAUCAGCGACCAGCAGUUUCAUCAGUAUGCCAAACUCGCUGCUCUUCAGCACAGAGCCAAAGAAAGUCUCUACACACCUACUAUUCAUGAGAUUUCAGAGUACAUCUCUGUUGAGAUCUUUGGCAGACAAGGACCCCAGCAAUGGAUGCAAAUGGUUGCCCAACAUGUUCAGGCGGUCCAAAGCCUGAACCCUCACCAGGCCAGAUCUCAGUUUCUGGGGUUGGUGUGUGCGUUUCCCAUGUUCGGGUCGUCCUUCUUUUACAUCCAGAGCAGCAGCAAUAGCGUCAUCUCUGCACCUUAUCUAGCUGUCAAUCAAAAUGGACUGCACUUCUUACACAAAGACACUCACGAAGUUCGGGUGAAGUUCCCGUUAAGGGUGAUUCAGUCGGCUCAAACACAGAGGCCCAGCACUGGAUCCAGUUAUCCUUAUGUUGACAUCCUGAUCGGGGACUUAGCCAACCACAGAGUCACACAGUUACAACUAGAACAGGGUCUGGAGCUGUGUCGGGUGAUUGCCAUGCACAUUGAAAACAUGCUCUCGGUCCGUGAGAAGAGGCUAACGCUGCCACCCAGCGAAAUUACCAUGCUGUGACAAACACACACAGUCUGUUUACAAUUUCCAUCAUGUCCUUUGUAAUUAGGACGUUUUUCAUUGUCUCAUCUGUACUAAACCAAACCUCUUAAUGCAAUGUUUGCACUAAUCACAUGUAUAGAUGAAUAUAACAUGAAUAAUAUUUUUUGUAUUUAAUGCAUAACAUUUGUACAGUUGGAUUGUGAAUUACUUAUAUUUUGGGUAUCAUCGUACAAAACAACCUCAACAAUGGGUGUUAAAUUGUUAAAACUGUUUAUAUGUUUAUGUAAUCUUACACGUUCCUAUGCACACUUAAAGAAGAUAAGG